Messenger RNA from Caenorhabditis elegans, 5151 nucleotides. RefSeq names its product Alpha-2-macroglobulin domain-containing protein (gene F13D2.1). The record is from RefSeq and is marked reviewed. NCBI's taxonomy places the organism in Eukaryota, Metazoa, Nematoda, Chromadorea, Rhabditida, Rhabditidae. Bases 52 to 5031 code for a protein of 1659 amino acids. Gene Ontology annotation, molecular function: endopeptidase inhibitor activity. The transcript has 37 exons.
UUUUCAGAGGUGAUAAUCGAUCUCGUAAAAAUACACUCAAAGAAUGGAAAAAUGAGAUUAUCGACAUUUUUAAUAAUUGCAUUCAUUACAUGCAAAGUUACUACAAGCCCAGUCAUUGUCUUGCCACCGUUUUUUAAACUACACGGACAAAAUGUUAUCACAAUAGUGAACGAAAAGUCCGUUAAAACAGUUGUUCAAAUUGAUCACGGAGGAGAAAAAACAAACAAAGAAAUACAAGGUGAACAUCAAAUAAUUUCAUUCCACACAAGCUCGAGUCAAUCAUUUGCUCAUAUUGUGAUUAAGGUCGAUGGAGAAGUCGAAUUGGAUCAAAAUGUUCCCGUUCGUCCGGAUUUGUUUAAUGUUCAUAUACAUAUUGAUAAAGCCGUCUAUCGAAAAUCGGAAUUAGUGAACGUCCGUAUUUUACCGCUCACGCAUUCUGGAUCAAUCUAUCGAGGUGAUCUUAGCAUAACUCUUGUGAACGGAAAAGGGUUUGUGGAGUCUUCAACGAUGCGAGUCAAGCGUGUUGAAGAGACAGACUCCAUGAUUUCUGAUCAACUUGAAAUUCCAUCGCACACAUUUUUCGGUGACUGGUUUUUGAAGGUACAACCUGUCGAAUAUGGAUCAAAGAAAAUUGAUGAGAUGCUGGUUUUCGAGAAAACAUUCCAAGUUCAGGAUUAUGAUCUGCCUAACUAUAGACUGAAUGGGUUUUUGGUAGAUAACAGUGAUUUGGACAAAACUACCGUUACGGUAGAAGCAAAGUAUUUCCACGGAAAGCCUGUGAAUGGGUCUGUCCAUGUGUACUGCCGUGAAGUUGGAUCUUCAUCACAGGACCGAAGUCAUCUGACUCAUCUGCGGUCUGGAGAAUUUGACAAUGGUAUUUGGUCUUCUAUUGUGGACCUUGGUAAAUGUGACCCACCCAAUCCGCUGCCGAAAGAGAUUUAUAUCGAGUCCCGAGAAAAUGGAACCGGCUAUCGACAAGACUUGAUCUUAGGAUUGGACGUGAUGGCACCGAAAUUUACAAUAACAGCUGUUCGACCAUAUUUCACUAAUGAUGUAGAAGAAAUCAUACUUCUCGUUGAUGGAGAUGGUAUCGCACACGGAAAUGUGAGUAUACGAAUCGAAUGUAUUUCCGAGAAAAAUGAUGUUAUGCGAACAAAAGAAGUGAAAGUUGGAUCGAAAAUCGGAGACGCGCUGAAAAUUGGAAUUCCAAAGGAGUGGCAGAAUGAUGUUAGCGUCAUAAGAGUUAUUGCCAACCGACGCAUCAAAAAUGGCUUUAGCAAUGAUACAAUGCUCUACAUUCCAAAUCUGAGCAACACUUCACUAGUUUCGUCGCUUAUUAGUCCAGAAGAAAUUAAACCGUUCUAUAAAGACGACGAAAUUAUGAAUGUUCAUGUGAAAAAUACAAGAAAAGAAACGAAUUUUGUGAUUAUUUGCAACUCUCAUACCGUACACCGUGUGCCAAAUGAAGUUAAAAAUAGAAUACUACGAGUGAAAAUUACUGAUAAGAUGGAAGGAACCUGCAUUCUCACUGCAUUUACUGCAGAUUCCAGCGUAUCAGAUGUUAUGUUGUUUAGAGUUCAAACUCAUUGUGAGGAUUGCAAAGUGAAAGUGUCUAAAGUCUUGAACGGAAUGAGCAAAGAGCUUGGAAAUAAUGAUGCUAUUGAGCCAGGGGAUGUUAUGGAGUUAGAAUUUACAGGACACUCGGAAGCAAUUGUUUUCUACAGAGCUAUGGAUGAACGACUGAAUUAUAUAACAUUGAGAAAUGACUACAUGAUACACGAGUACCUAGAUUAUUUAAUAUUUGGAAAGCAAUCUCAAGGAGCCAAAAUUCUAAAUUUGGUUAACGCAGAGAAGGUCGAACACGCGAUGAAAAAAAUGUGCACCUCGGCUGGUCACCAGCUUCGUUUCAGAUGUCUUCAAGGGCAGCGUUCGACUUCUCUUGUUUCUGAGAAAUGUCUUAAACAUGUUUUGAAAAGCUGCUAUAAAAAUUCAUCGGCUACCGCAAUGCAGAUUGUAACUCCAUACUUAUCUGGAAAAACAACACCGGUUCUCUCUGCAAGCUCAACCAACUGGUUAGAUAAUAUCAACGUUUUUCGAUCAAAAUCAAUGAAAGCACCACUGCAACUCUUCGUCAAACCCGAAUUCCACGACCCAGGUGUUGUCAGUCAAAAAUCAAGAAUUCGUCAGCAUUUCCCAGAAACAUGGUUAUUCGAUGCAAUUGUAUUAGAAAGAAAUGGCACUAAGAAAAUCACAGCUACUUCACCUGAUAAUGUUGGUCAGUGGGCACUUAACAAUGCUUAUUGGUGGCAUGGCAGAGUGUCACUGUAUCCAGGACAAACUAAAUACAUACAAACUAGCAAAGCAAUUUUCUUAGAGGUUGAUAUGCCCAGAAAUGUUUACGUCAAUGAAACCAUCAGUCCGUUACUUACAAUUACUGGAGUUGAUCUCGUGAAAUCUAGAGAAACAUUAGUGAUUUGUCUCUCGGAACUUCCUAGAAAAGUAUGCGCAGAUCAAGGAGCUAACGGCAAGAAAGGAGAUACAUAUUAUAUGAAAGUUGAAGUAUCACGAUCUUCACCAAUUCAGAGUAAAUAUUUAAUGAUGAAAUUCUUAUCACCAGGAGUAGUGAAUAUGACUCUAACUUUGAAAACAGAGAACUGCCAAACUGGAAAGAUCUUGGAUGCCGUGAGAAAACAAAUUGAGAUCCAGAAAAGAGCAGACACCGAGGAAUAUUAUGAGCGUCACAUUCUGAAUCCAAGCAAACCACUGGUUACAGCAAUGAACGAUGAUCCCGGUUCAACAAGUAGCAGAAAUACUAAAAUGAUCACCUUUUCUGACCAACAUGGCUCAAUGGACGAGGCGGACACCAUAAACACACUUAUUACCUCAAAUGUUCCGGAUACAGAAACCGUUUUCUCAUUUAGUAUCACACUUUCAAAGUUCUUGCCGAUCACUGAUAAAAUCGGGAAAAUACCAAUAGGCACACGAUCAAAAAGAAACGGGCAGAGAAUUUUAACGUCGGUUAUCAAAGAGUUAUCAAUUGUGUUGUAUAAGUUCAAAAAACUAAAGUUGUAUGGGUCAACGUCAUAUCAAAUGGAAGCUGAGAUAAACGAUUUGAUAAAUGAAAUGAUGCAGUUUUCAAAUUGCACUUCUCAAAAAGAACCAUGUGCUUAUAGUGAAUUUGGAAAACCACAAGCAUCAAAUGAGGCAUCGAUAUUGUUAACAAGUAUUGCGACAAGUCUUUUAUGUGAAGCGGAUGUUGAAGAGAACCGAAUUUUAGGAUCAUUGAAAACCAUUACGGCCUACAUCCCAAAACUCGGAAGAAAAGAUUUUAAUGAAGAUCUUAGUGACAUCAUAGACGUGGAAAACACAGAAGACAAAAAAUACCUCCUAGUCUCCUUUAUGUAUCAAGUUUCACGAGACUGCUCUAGUUAUCGCAGUGGGCUGAGGGAUAUGACUAAAUCGUUUGGAAAACUGCACAAAUACUUUUACGAGCUGGAUGAAUCUGCUGUACAAGACAGAAGGACGUCAGCAGCAAUUGCAUUUAUGGCAACAAAUGCAACUGCAGAGCUGAUGAGAAGUGAUUUAAUCGCAGAGAUUAAUAAAGAACAUCCUCCUUACUGGAAGUGUAAUGGAUACGACACAAACCGAGUCGACAAACUGAAAAGAAGCAGCGAGUCUUUUAGGAGAAGGAGAGAGAGCUGUCAAGUUAUGGUCAACAGCUUUGCUCUAGCGGCAAUAGUGACUGCAUAUGCAGAAGGAACUGAAGUAGAUUGGGACAGACUUGCUGACUGGAUAUCCGAACAACAGAGUAGUGAUGGAUCGUAUGGAAGCCCGUUAACAACACUUGUUGCAUCAAGAUCUUUAUUCGAAAAAAGCAGAAGAUCCGUUGAAAUUGCAUAUAAUGAUCUUCUAGAAGUAACGGUGAGAUGCAAGGGAUGCUCAGAGAAACGGAUAAAUGUUACGGAAAGUGCAAUAGAGAUUCACAUUCCAAAUAACAUACAUUAUGUCACACUUAUAACAAAAGGUCAUGGAAAAGCAGUUGUUGCUGCAAGAAUAGUUGCAACAAAACGGCCAAGACCAAAGAGAGGAUUGACACAAGACGAUUAUUAUCCAGUGCAUUUAUCCAUUGACCAGAAAGUUCAAGAUAAUUUUGUCCAUCAAACGGUGUGCUUCAAUGUAUCCAAUCCCACAAUAAAAACUCUCGACAUUUUCCAUGGUACGUAUACAUUGUUCACAGCAACUCCGGAUCAACUGUAUUUCUUGAAUGACUCCUACACCCCAAUAAACCCUUCAUCAUCUGCACUCGGACUCCAUUUCAUAAUCACAAACAUCGUGUCAAAUCAAACACUUUGUUACAAAGUUGCAUUAAGCGAAUCUAGAGGUGGAAAAAAUAUUCCAUAUAAAUCGGCACCAGUUCCGAUCAGGGCUACACAUCCUGUACAAGGACUGGUUGGAAUGUUACUUAUUGCUCAUCCGGAUGUACCAAGAUCUGAUGUUUUGGUCCGGCGACGACGACAUCAUCAUACGCGGACAAGAUUUGUGAGGCGUAUCAUUGAUGAGUCUGCCGUUGAUACUAUUUGUUAUGACGGAGGAGAAUGCUCUUGUGCGGAAACCACAUGCAGCGUAAAGUGCAACAAGUGUCAUCAAGAUUCACCUGAAAAUUUACAACAGCUACUUUCAACAAAUGGGAUCUUUGGAAUUCGUUUCGAAUUGGUUUCAAUAAGCAAUUCGUUGAUGAAUGGUGCGAAUUAUACAAUUUAUGAUGGAACUGUAAAAGACAGCAAUGGUCUGGGAGCAGCAGCGUUUGAAUUGUCAAAAAAAGUACGCGUGUGGUUGCGUUCUUGUAAUGUGGGUUGUACACCAGGAGAGAAAACUUUGAAGCGAGAUUAUUAUGUGUUGGGACAUGAAGAUGGUUUAAAUUCGGAUUCUUAUGGAAGACAAAACUACAUUCUCAAUCACAUGGAUCGUUUUGAGGAGAGUUCUUACGACUGCCAAAAUUUGAAUUCGGCAAUCACAAUCCGAUAUCGAUAAAUUGACUCACCUCAGAUUCCAUCUUCUUUCACGGGCUCAUUUCAUUUUGUUUUGCCAAUUAUGACUAUUACACAGGAAAACAAAUGUUUUUAUUUAUGAUAAGUUAAUAAAUGUUACAUC